Ogataea philodendri is the source of this 756-nucleotide messenger RNA. RefSeq lists its product as uncharacterized. Lineage: Eukaryota; Fungi; Ascomycota; Pichiomycetes; Pichiales; Pichiaceae. The record is from RefSeq and is a predicted model, not a curated record. The transcript has a single exon. Bases 1 to 756 code for a protein of 251 amino acids.
AUGCUUGAUACCACUCCACAUUCGCUCAAGUUCCGUCCCUCACGGCUCGACCUCAUUGACAACAACCAGCUCACUUCGUUUCCGCUCGCCCACCCCAACGUCGCCGAAAUUGGCCCCGCUGGAGAGCUGCUACUUGUCGAAGACUACAUUCACUAUCCCAAGGGAUUCCGCAAGAAAACGUCUGUGUUUGACCUCAGACGCGCCAUCGAGCACGACAUCACUCCUCCCAGCGCGAUUCUGCCGCUGUUGGCACGUAACCAAAGCAUCAACUCCGACUCCACGCUCCAAAGUGAAACAGAGCUCUAUCUCAAACAGACUCAGUCCAACCUGCGCUACUGCGUCGUGUGCGAGCGCCCGUUGUACAAUCUGAGCUCACUGGAUUCUCUCACGCGGUGCGCAGAGCUUGUGUGCUGUAACUGUUUCGAGGAGUACGAAACUCUCGAAAAAGCCAUCAAGAAGCUCGAACCAGAUAUCUCGCUGGUCUCUUUGGAGUCUGUCUCCGACUCUUCUCCAGAAACAAUAACGGUCGACUUCACAGACCCAGACCAGACCGUCCGCUCGGCCCACGAUACCACCGCAACCAUAAGAAUCCAUAGAGACCACGAGGUGCCCGAAUCAGCCACCUUCGAUGCCAUAAUAGCCACGCUCAAACAUUUGCAGACGGUCGACAACGCCGCCAGAAACAGACCCCGCAAAAGGCUCCAGGCCAUCAGCCUCAACAAUCUCAACAUGGCCAGCCUGUUCAGACCCAAAUGA